UUAUAAAAUAUCAAAAUAAACAAUCUCUUACGAAUUCAAAUUGGUGUAAAAUUAUUUCUAAUCCCAAAAUUUAGAGUAAAAAGCAAUAAGUUGACAAUAAUUUUUGAAACGGUGCGUAUAUUUCCAAAUAUGUAUGAAGGUAAUGCCUUUAGAAGAGACCUACAACCGCAGACUUCCUCUGUAUGGAGCUUUGAAAAUUGAUUCUGUUGAAGUGUUCCUCGAAGAGUCUAAACAGACUUUCGAAGAAAUGUAUAACUCAGUUUUUCCAUACGUGUUGGAACUAAGUAAUUUUAAAUUCCACUAUUUACUAGGUGAGGGUGCAUUUGCCAGAGUGGUGCUGGCCGAGUACAAAGAAUUCGAGGGUUCCUUCUACGCGGUCAAAGCGAUCAGUAAGAGGUCAUUAAUUAAGACUAAUCAGGUAAAAACGGCGUUAAACGAGAAGCGAAUCCUGCAAAGUCUCAACCAUCCGUUCGUCAUUCGUUUGGAAUAUUUUUCAAAAGACCAAAGCUUUAUAUACUUCGUCCUGCCGUUCAUCUGUGGAGGAGAGAUGUUCACUCAUCUGAAAAUAUGGCAGAAGUUCGAGGAGAACGUCGCAAGAUUCUACGCGGCUCAAGUGGUUCUGGGAAUGGAAUACCUUCACAAUCUAGACCUGGUUUUCAGAGACCUGAAACCGGAAAACCUCUUGAUCGACCACUACGGAUAUUUGAAGAUAACAGAUUUCGGAUUCACUAAGAAAGUGUUGAAGAGAACCUACACUUUCUGCGGCACUCCGGACUACAUAGCACCGGAAAUCAUCAGCGGGAAAGGCUACAGCAAAGCGGUGGACUGGUGGGCUCUAGGGGUCCUCAUAUUCGAGAUGGCCGGUGGUCACCCACCCUUCGUGUCGCUCGACCAGAUGAAAAAGUUCACAAAGAUCAUCAAGUGCCAGUAUUUAUUUCCUAAGGAAUUCGGUGACGAGAUGAAGGACUUGAUCAGCAAACUGCUGGAGACCGACGUGACGAAGAGGUUCGGGAAUCUCAAACGGGGAGUGGAGGACAUCAAACUACACGAGUGGUUCAAGGAGCUGAAUUGGCUGAAGCUGUUGAACCGCAGAGUCGCCUCGCCUUACGUGCCGAAAGACGCGGAGACUGUGAGUAGCACUUACUUCCCUCAUAUGAAGCCAAAGACCAGUUGGAAAAUAUCCGCUCAAGACAGGUUUAGUAAAGAGUUUGAGGACUUCUAACAGUGGAUUGUAACCGCAAAUUGUUAUUGUUCCAAUGCAAAUUUGUAUGAUUCACCUUAAAA
This is a messenger RNA of Homalodisca vitripennis (glassy-winged sharpshooter), 1284 nucleotides long. RefSeq names its product cAMP-dependent protein kinase catalytic subunit beta-like. Gene Ontology annotation, biological process: peptidyl-serine phosphorylation. Gene Ontology annotation, molecular function: cAMP-dependent protein kinase activity; ATP binding. The coding region runs from base 134 to 1222 and encodes 362 amino acids. The record is from RefSeq and is a predicted model, not a curated record. Gene Ontology annotation, cellular component: nucleus; cAMP-dependent protein kinase complex. The transcript has a single exon. NCBI's taxonomy places the organism in Eukaryota, Metazoa, Arthropoda, Insecta, Hemiptera, Cicadellidae.